Rhopalosiphum padi (bird cherry-oat aphid) is the source of this 454-nucleotide messenger RNA. RefSeq lists its product as uncharacterized. Lineage: Eukaryota; Metazoa; Arthropoda; Insecta; Hemiptera; Aphididae. Bases 53 to 454 code for a protein of 133 amino acids. The transcript has 4 exons. The record is from RefSeq and is a predicted model, not a curated record.
AGUUAAUACGUAAUACUAUUUUAAAGAUUUCUUACCAAAUACUCCAAACAAUAUGUCGGAUAAAGCGAUGCUCGUUUUGGGAGAAGCUCCGGAAUCCGAUGAUGAAGAGUUUCAACACGCUGAGAAUUCAAGAAGUGGAAUAGCCGAGAGUGAUAAUGCAGAAUUUGAAGCCGAUUCUAAUUAUCGGACAAGCAAUUCAAAUAAGGGUUUCAUAGAAAAUAGAAAAAGACAAGUGGGAAGAGAAAGUUUUGCUGGCCACUCUGACAAUUUCAAAAUGUCUGAAGACACUUUAUUGCAUAGAAAAUUAAGUAAAGAAAAUAUGCAGUUUUAUUCAAAUCUGACGACACUUAACAAGGAAAUGUAUUUCCGGCGUAGAUUAAAUUUUCAGAUCAAAUUUCUUAGAAAUUUUAAAUACAGUAGCUAUUAUAAGCACGACUUGAAAAUUAGGGAAUAA